UCUCUCUCUCUCUCUCUCUCUCUCUCUCUCUCUCUCUCUCUCUCUCUCUCUCUCUCUCUCUCUCUCUCUCUCUCUCUGUACCUUCCUGCUCUUCUAUCUUUUCAUCCAAAACAUCAACCAUUUAUAACACCUUCACCUGUUCUCCUUCUUGUACCCCCACCGUCCUUCGUCCUACAGGUCUUGGGUGGUACUCGACAUGGACGUCCGAGGAGCUGCGAGUCAAGACCUGAGUUUCAUGUACAAGCCGGCCUGGAAGCUCGGGGAGGUCGAAGUACACGAUCAUUUAGCAGUCACGAAGUCCCUGGUGUCAGAGCUGGAGUUCAUAGACGCGGCGAGAGUGGUGGCCUUCGGCUGGGGUCACGGAGGGUACAACGCUGCCCGCAUGUUAUCUGAAGACGUCGAGAACCUCUUUACCUGCGCCACUGUCGUUAACCCAAUCACGGACUGGUCACUCUAUGCGUCGUACUACAGCGAGCGAUACAUGGGCUCGGCGCAGGUGCCCGGAGGGAACUACAGAGGAUACGAAGAUAGUUCCCUGUUGCUCCACGCCGGAAACUUCAAGAACAAGAGCCUGUUCCUCGUCUACGGCUCGGGGGACACCGACGUCCACAGUGCCCACACGCUCAAGUUCUCCAGGGCGCUCACGGAGAAGGGCAUCAUCUUCAGGCAACAGACCUACACGGACGAGGGCCACGACCUGGAGCGAGUGAGAUUCCACCUGUACAGAAGCGUGGAGCAAUACAUGACCGACUGCUUCCCCCCGUACAACGAGGAGGAGCUGAGCUUACUCUUCGGGAAGGACGCCAUCCUAUAGUCGCCGUCGCGAAGGCCCGCCCCCCCCGCGACCCGCGACCCGCUCUCCCCUCGCCCCCCUGCCCUCGGGCGGUGUUCUUCCCGCGGCCGAGAGGCGUUGCCCUUCGGUACCUGCGCCACAGAGAUCGGCUCCCUGUUGGCGAGGCUGCGCUCUGCGGUCGUGUCCUUGAGGUGGCUCUCGCGGUCCCUGCUGUGGACGCCCCUUGGGAAGGUUUCUGUCUUCUAGGGGAACCUCCUCCCACGUGCUGACCGUCUUGGGAGGCGCCGAAGCCCCUCGCACCGUAACCCGGCUUGUCUUGAUAGCACUGAUUUUUAAUCAAACUUCUUGUAAACGAAGCAGACUCCAGUCCUUUAUUCUGGGAAGAGAUCUGACUUUCUCAGAUUCGCUCACUGAUCGGUAUAUUACCAUUUUCGGAAGUGAAAAUGAAAAGAUAUUAGUCUUAUAUACCUCAUCUAUGCCAAGCCUUUUUUUAAGAAAUCCAAAAAAACAUUUUUUAAUACUUUUUCAAGCAUUAUAUUAUCUUACACCAACCAUCUACUCUUAAUACCUAAAUAUCUACACAUUUCAUCAGUAAGCAUUACACAAUUGAACCAUAUAUGCGUAUCACACUAUAAGUGCAAUUGAUUUAAGAAAAGAUGUAAGGAACAUAUUUGCUGAUAUUUUCACAGCUCACAGUGGUGACAUUUCUUUCGUUUCCCCCACUCGUCCACACAUACUCUUCACGUUGUGGAUUUCUCGAUUCACACGCGAAUAGCUGACUCCACUCACGGAGGAACUGAUGUCCAGGACGUGUGGAACGGCAGUGACUGUGGACCCUGUAUUGUAAGAUUUUCUGAUGGCUUUUCAUUCAGCUCGGGAUUAACAUGUGAUUGCUACAGGCUUGUUACAUGCAUCUUUCUUCACUGGUGUAUUGCGGGCCUGUCACCUUUUCCGUAGGGAAAAGUGCCAAACAAGAGUAGAAGAGUAAUGAUUUUAGUAAUAGAAUAGAAAUUAUCAAAUAAAAAUAAAUGAAAUGAUAGAUCAGCCUUGGUAUCUGUCUAUCGACUGUAGAUAUACGUGAAAGGUGGUAUUCAAGUCCCUCUUUUUUAAGUACAGACUCGUUUUAUAUAGAGAAAAAAAACAGAUUAUAGAGAGUACAGGGGAUAAUGAGAAACACGUGGAAAUUGCCGCCCCCUUCUUAGUGCUAUCUGUUGUUUCUAGGCAAAUAUACCUUAUUAUGCACCAUGCCUAUAGUCAGAAAGUCAAGGGAACGUAGCCACUAAGUUGCCAUCACUACACCAGCGGGAAAGGUGACGUCCGGAAGUACACUAAGCAAAGUCAAGGCGUUAAUACUAUACUAAUGAAGGUCGUGUGAUCAGUAGACCGCAAUCACAGAUCCUGGAUUAUCAUCAGCAAAAAACGUAGACUAAAUGUGUCCUAAAUGGGUGCUGUAACUUAAAGGUUCUUUCAACACAUGGUCCCAGUUGUCCCCCGUCUUCCACGCACACAGUUCCAAAUCGCAUCUCACGGUACACACGCACACGCACACGCACACGCACACGCACACGCACACGCACACGCACACACACACACACACACACACACACACACACACACACACACACACACACACACACACACACACACACACACACACACACACACACACACACACACACAUAAGGCCACCAUCAGUCAAUUGUCUCUACCCACUCCCAUAUAGGUCGAGUCAAUGCCUGGACGAAGCAAGCUGUUGCUACUCACAUUCUUUCGCCCAGGCAUUGACUCUCCUAUACGAGAGUGGGU
Molecule: messenger RNA, 2599 nt
Organism: Penaeus monodon (black tiger shrimp)
Lineage: Eukaryota; Metazoa; Arthropoda; Malacostraca; Decapoda; Penaeidae
Product: venom dipeptidyl peptidase 4-like
Exons: 4
Coding region: 197-814 (205 amino acids)
Biological process (GO): proteolysis
Molecular function (GO): dipeptidyl-peptidase activity; serine-type peptidase activity
Source: RefSeq, a predicted model, not a curated record